Messenger RNA from Oncorhynchus tshawytscha (Chinook salmon), 775 nucleotides. RefSeq names its product isochorismatase domain-containing protein 2-like. Gene Ontology annotation, cellular component: cytoplasm. NCBI's taxonomy places the organism in Eukaryota, Metazoa, Chordata, Actinopteri, Salmoniformes, Salmonidae. The coding region runs from base 305 to 685 and encodes 126 amino acids. The record is from RefSeq and is a predicted model, not a curated record. The transcript has 5 exons.
AAAGUUGAUCUCGUGGUUUUUCCAUCUAUUCAUGAAUUAUUGAGGUGUGCUGUGCAUGCAAUUAUCGCUGUCUUUGUUUAGCCAAUAUAUUUUACAGCUUGAUCUAGCAAUCAAUGUCUAAUUCUAUGACAGUCUCGGUAUUUUAUUUCAUAUGCUGAAUGUUGGCUGUGUACUGUAUGUGUAACCUCAUUUACUCUGUCAUAAAUCUCAAAUGUUCCUAGAUUUUGCUAAUAAGGAGGGGGUGUCAGCUGUCCGGUAGCUGUAGAAAGUUGGACCUUCAAGUUCAACCAUUCCACAUGUCAACAUGGCAAGGAUUGGCAGACUGUCAACAAAGGGCUCAGUACUCUUACUGUGUGACAUGCAGGAGAAGUUCAGACCCAACAUCUUCCAGUUCACCAACAUGGUCAGCAACGCAGCCAGACUGCUACAGUGCACAACCUUUGACCUGCUGGAGAAGGGUAUGGAGGUCCAUAUUGUGGCUGAUGCCGUCUCGUCCAGAAGUCAGACAGACCGGUUGUUUGCCCUGUCCCGGUUGAGGCAGAGUGGAGCCUUCCUGACCACCACAGAGGCCGUCCUACUACAGCAUGUGCAAGAUGCCAAACACCCCAACUUUAGAGAGAUCCAGAAGCUGUUGGUCCAGCCGUCCCCUGACACAGCCUUGCUGGCCUUCUUCAGCUCUCUGUAGAGAAGACAAGCUCCUUCUUGUUGUCUGUGAAAUCAUCUGAAACACUGUGUGUACACAAGUAUGGAAAUAAACCCAUGCUGCUGUUUUCCA